This is a messenger RNA of Aspergillus caelatus, 965 nucleotides long. Its product is annotated as SANT/Myb-like DNA-binding domain-containing protein. Bases 119 to 772 code for a protein of 217 amino acids. The record is from RefSeq and is a predicted model, not a curated record. The transcript has 3 exons. Lineage: Eukaryota; Fungi; Ascomycota; Eurotiomycetes; Eurotiales; Aspergillaceae.
UUCCUCGCCAUGCCCUCAUACAUAAAUCCACAACAGACAUAUCAGUCAUCCCAUAAUCUAUUUAUAAAAUCGUCUCUCUGAGUGACCAUAAAGUGUCUGGCUCCCACGAAAGACUACUAUGCCUGUACUUAUAGUGGACGGUGAACGUUAUCGAGUACCAUUCAUGCCAUUCUCCAGAGGCUACAAAACCACCAAUGAAAGGUGGCUCACCUAUGAAGCUAAAAUUCGUGUGAAAGCUACACCCGAAGCUCCUAGAAACACCGGGUGGUCUGCUCAAGAUGAUAUGACCCUUCAGGACCUUAGAAACUGCAAUACCCCAUGGAAGUAUAUAUCUGCUGCGAUGAAUAAUAAGCCCGUCGAAGAUCUCAAAGAGCGAUGGUUGAAUCUGCGAGAGGGCAUCACGCGAGAGAUCGUUACAAAACCGAUAAGGUAUACUAAUGAGAUGCAUUUCAUCGGUGAACUGCCGGAAGGUCGGAAAGUUGAGCGGAAUGUGUCUUUCUCAGAUCCAUUGGCCACGAAUGACAAUACUGAUGACCAUCUUAUUGACUCUCGACCAUCAAAAGUCAAAUAUGUGCUUUAUACCGAUGAAAAUUUUGAUUUGGAGGAUGUGCUGCUUCUACAUACAAUUGCUGCCAAAUGGGAAAGAGAUAAAUGGUUGGCUGUUAGUACCCAUUUCAAUGACAGGACCGGGCGCAGUAUUACCCCAGACGAGGCCAAAUCGGUGAUUGACCCUGGAGGAGUCUGGGAUACCCAUUGUUAUUGGAGAACCUAAAUCAACCUUGAUUUUUGAAGACCCGUGCCGGGGGUUUUCGGCAACUGGAAAUACCAUGAGUUCGGCUCAUGGAAUGCUUGAUGACUCGAGUAUUUGCCCGGAAUAGGUAGGUUAGGUGGAUGUGUCAAAUUAAGAAUGUGAACGUCGUUGCGUGAUCCUUUUUUUUUUUUUUUUAUCUUAUUUUUCGGGCCUU